Molecule: messenger RNA, 2891 nt
Organism: Verruconis gallopava
Lineage: Eukaryota; Fungi; Ascomycota; Dothideomycetes; Venturiales; Sympoventuriaceae
Exons: 2
Coding region: 1-2694 (897 amino acids)
Source: RefSeq, a predicted model, not a curated record
AUGAACGUGUCUGGCCAAGUACGACAUGGCUCGGACAUGUAUAAGGCAUAUCAGUACUCCACACUAGACCCACCAACUACUUUGCGCCUAAUCAAGUUAUGGCCCGCGAUGGAUCAUAAUGCUACCCUCCAAUGCAAUAUCGUUGAACUUCGCGAACCAUAUGAGAGUGAAGACUACGAUGCGCUGUCGUGGUGCUGGGGCUCACAGGACAAGAAGGAGUGGAGUAAGGAGCUUAUCAUCCAUGUGAAUGAUGACCAAACUAUAGUUCCUAAAGUGUUCUACAUUUCUGAAAACCUCGACGGAGCCUUACGAGCAUUUCGCCGCAAGAAGGAUAAGAUCACUCUGUGGAUUGAUGCCAUCAGUAUCAAUCAGGACAAUCUGGACGAAAAAAGCUACCAGAUUCCAUUAAUGGCGGUCAUUUACCCCAAGGCAAAGCGCGUCCAUGUUUGGCUUGGGCCUGAAGAUUUUCAUAGCACUCUGGCCCUUGAGUUUAUCAAGAACAGUGUGUUGAAACUUUGGAAUUUCGACAAACUUUGCCAAACCGAUGACGAGAACAACAAAUCAAAGGAAUGGGAGGCUUUCUCUAAACUACUGAACCGUGACUGGUUUGGACGACGCUGGGUAGUUCAAGAGAUAUCGCUUGCAACAGAGGCAAUUGUACACUGCGGAAGCAAACAUAUUACAUGGCAAGAGUUUAGCGAUGCUGUGUCUCUCUUUGUGGAAGCGGAAAACAAAUCAAGGCUGUCCGAAGUAAUGCGGAAUUCUAAAGAUCAUAGUCGAUAUCAAGAUUAUUUUGGAGAGAUACCAGCAUCAGCAGCGUCUUUACUCGUGGACACAACUCGAAAUCUGUUUCGGCGAUCUAAUGAUGGCGGUCGGGAACCAAUAUCCAGCCUAGAAUACUUGGUGUGUUCACUAUCUAUUUUCAAGGCAAGCAACGAAAGAGAUUCCAUCUACGCGCUGCUUGCCAUUGCGAAAGACGCGCUGCCACAAGCUGGCGUUACGAAGAACAUCGAUGAGGGUCUGAAUGACCUAGAAUCACCAGAGGUCAGACGGCAGAUCAGAGCUUGGGCAAGAAUUCGCGGUAGAAAAUUUGCGGUACACGCCUAUCACGUAGACUACAAACAAGAGAUCGUGGAUGUCUACAAGGACUUCGUACUUUUUGCCAUUCGAAAAGCUGAAAAAUCUCGGGCGCUCGAUAUCAUUUGUCGACCAUGGGCGCAAGAAGUUUCAGACGAAGACGGUGGCUCUGAUAAGAUGCCUCUCCCAAGCUGGAUUUGCACUCUUCGCAAUGCCCCGUACGAUGUUUCGCAGAGACCCAACCUGGGAGAAAGGAUGGCGAGGAAAAAUGCAGAUCCAUUAGUUGGUAUGCCGGACAUUGCAGGGAGAAACUACACCGCAGCUGGGUCGAAAUCAAUAACCGCUUCUGAGUUCAAAUUCAAGAAGGGGGACGGAUAUUACAGCAUGUUUGUACAGGGCUUCGUGCUCGACGAGAUCACUAGAGGUGAGAGCAAUGUUGGGACAUCAGAUUCCGGAUCUAUACCAAGAACCUGGAGGAGCUUUAUGCACUCAGGAACACAAAAUAGAGUAGAAGAGGACUUCUGGCGGACUCUAGUGGCUGAUCGCGGUCCGGAUGGGAAAAGUCCACCCGCAUACUAUCGUCGCGCGUGCGAAGAAGUGUUCAAGACUGGGCACAAGGACGGACCGAUCCAAACCAACGAACUAAUCUACGAGAGCGGCUGCACCAUCGUCGAGAAGUUUUUGCGUCGCGUCCAAGCGGUUGUCUGGAACCGUCGUCUGAUGAAGACUAAGCACCUUGGGAAGAUUGGUUUGUUCCCAGCGGAAACGCGAACUGGAGACUACGUCUGUAUUCUAUACGGUUGCAGCGUCCCUGUUGUGCUGCGCAAGGUUGAGAAAGAUGAGGAAGAGAUCGAAGCGGACAUUAAGCUUGCUCUAAGAGAACAGGUAGCCGCAGCAGUGAUGAUACAACGCAGGUUUCGUGAGAGCCGGACCAUUCGAUUGGCUAGGGCGAGACGAAGAAAGGCUAUAGCCAAGGCUCUAGUUUGGAAGCUUGUGAAGCCUUAUAUCUAUGGUUCAAAGGCGCUGGAUCUUGCUUGUUCAAUCGGGUUUGUGGUCUGCGUUUCUCUUUGCAUGUCUUUGGACCCGCUCGCUUGGUUACGUACAGUGCUUAGCUCUAUAAGGAUCGGAUUUCUGCAAGCUUUCGCCCUACUCACAGCGCAGGAAGAGGACCGUCGACUUAGUUCUAUUGUCGUGCUUUCUCUUGCAUUCGGACCUUUGAUCUCUGUGACCUGCAAAAGGAUCUGGAGGUCCGGGAGAACGAUCGCACGCUCAUUCCGGCUCUUUUCCAACGAGAAUAUUAGAAUGCCCAAGCCGAACCCAGAGUACUUCGUGUUGAUUGGCGAAUGCUAUCUUCAUGGUAUGAUGAAUGGUGAAGCAAUUACAGAGCAGCGCCGAGCUCAAAGCAAAUCUACAGUCGCUUCAACCUCGAACGGGCACGCUGUGGGGCAAAAUCCUGCAUUCGAGGAACCCAUUGCCGCACGUGCAAAGUCGAAGAAGGCACAAAAGGCCGCAAAUCGCAAGCUCAGAGCUCGCAGGAAAAAGGAGGAAGAGUUGAGAGGGAUUCAUCCAUCUUCGACACUCGAGAGAUUCCAGAACAUGACAUUCGAAAUUCGAUGAUCGAGAGCGUCUCUUCUUAUGAACGCAAAAGUUAAAAGCGGAGAGAAGAUUUUGUUAUCUCUUCGGCAUUUCAGUUUUUGAGUAAUUGCUGUUAUCAGGCCCGGUUUAAAUAAACAGAGGUCUAUUGAUCCAAGGCCACAAUCAAAUCAAUUUCCACAAAUGGACUUAGGAACGUAUCUAGCUUGCGGAAGGCGCAG